Molecule: messenger RNA, 936 nt
Organism: Colletotrichum higginsianum IMI 349063
Lineage: Eukaryota; Fungi; Ascomycota; Sordariomycetes; Glomerellales; Glomerellaceae
Product: SPFH domain/Band 7 family protein
Exons: 3
Coding region: 1-936 (311 amino acids)
Biological process (GO): mitochondrion organization
Cellular component (GO): mitochondrion; membrane
Source: RefSeq, a predicted model, not a curated record
AUGUCUGGAGGAAGAAGCCCCAUGGAGGAGGCUUACGCGCGCCUUAGGCAGGUUGCUGAGCAGCAGCAGAAGCGCGGCGGCUUCGGUGGCGGCGGAUUGCCCGGUGGCCCUCGCGGCGCCGGUAUGGGACUGGCGGGUCUUGUUCUUCUGGGAGGUGCUGCGUUCGUGGCCCAGAAUGCGCUGUUCAACGUCGAUGGCGGUCACAGAGCGAUCAAGUACCGGAGGACGACUGGUGUGAGCAAAGAGAUCUACGCCGAAGGAACUCACUUCGUCAUUCCCUGGUUUGAGACUCCCGUCACCUACGAUGUUCGCGCGAAGCCGAGAAACGUUGCCUCCCUUACGGGAACCAAGGACUUGCAGAUGGUCAAUAUCACCUGCCGUGUUCUUUCCAGACCCGAUAUCGCGGCUCUGCCUCAGAUCUACCGCACAUUGGGUACCGACUACGACGAGAGAGUGCUUCCAUCCAUCGUCAACGAGGUCCUCAAGAGCGUCGUCGCUCAGUUCAACGCUUCCCAGCUGAUCACCCAGCGAGAGAUGGUUGCUAAGCUGGUCCGCGAGAACCUUUCCCGACGUGCCGCGCGGUUCAACAUUCUUCUGGAUGAUGUGUCCCUGACGCACCUUGCAUUCUCUCCCGAGUUCACGGCCGCCGUCGAGGCGAAGCAGGUCGCUCAGCAGGAGGCUCAGCGUGCAGCCUUCGUCGUUGACAAGGCUCGACAAGAGAAGCAGGCCAUGGUUGUCAAGGCCCAGGGUGAGGCCCGCUCCGCCGAGCUGAUUGGAGAUGCUAUCAAGAAGAGCAAGGCCUACGUCGAGUUGAAGAAGAUCGAGAACGCCCGUUUCAUCGCUCAACAGAUGCAGGAGUCCGGUAGCAAGAACAGACUGCUGCUCGACUCCGAGGGCCUGGGCUUGAACGUGUUUGAGGAUCGCGAGAAGAACUGA